AUGCGGUUGUCAGCCGUUUUCUCUUUUUUUCUAAGUCCGUCUUCCUUAUUUAUCAGAGAGAUUCAUAAGAACCCCCGUGAGUCGGGCAACGGAGAGAUUAAAACCAACCAGGAAAGCAAAAAAAAAAAUUGGGAUGACUCGGUGCAGCUCAUCAGCUUCUUUUGCUCGCCUUAUCAGUUGACGAAGCUUUUUUUUUUUUUUUCUUUCUUUCUUUCUUUCUUUCUUUCUUUCUUUCUUUCUUUCUUUCUUUCAAUGCUUUCGUUUUUGCUUGAUUCCUCGAGUUGUGUCUUUCUUUCUUUCUUUCUUUCAUUCUUUCUUUCUUUCGUUAUUUCUUUCUUUCCUUCCUUCCUUCCUUCUUCCUUCCUUUCUUGCUUGAUUCCUCGAGGUUUUAUAUAUGAACGUCUUUCAUUCUUUCUUUUCCAUACUUUUCGUCGAUUGAUGUCUUUCUUUCUUUCUUUCUUUCUUUCAUUCUUUCUUUCUUUCUUUCUUUCUUCUUACCUUUUUUACUUUUCUGCUUUCUUUCUUUCUUUCUUUCUUUUUCUUUUUUUUCUUUUCUUUCUUUUCUUUCUUUCUUCUUACCUUUUUUACUUUUCUGCUUUCUUUCUUUCUUUCUUUCUUUCUUUCUUCUUACCUUUUUUACUUUUCUGCUUUCUUUCUUUCUUUCUUUCUUUCUUUCUUUCUUUCUGCUUAACUUUUUUACUUUUCUAUUUUUCAUUCUUUCAGCUUUCUUUCUUUCUUUCUUUCUUUCUUUCAUGCUAUCAUCUAUUAAUUUGUUUGUUUCUUUCUUUCUUAGUGUGUUUAUUUGUCUUUCCAGUCCUUUUUUAUUUCAUUCUUUCUUUUUCCAUACUUUCAUGUCAUCCUUUCUUUCUUUCUUUCUUUCUUUCCUUCUUUCUUUCUUUCUUUCUUUCUUUCUUUCUUUCUUUCUUUCUUCUCAUUCUUUCGUCCCUUAUUUCUUUCCUUUCUUUCUUUUUCUACAUUGCAUUCAUAGUAACAAUGUUGUACUUUUUUCUUUACAUCUCGUCAAUUGAAACAUUCCUGUUCCUUUUCUUUCUUUCUUUCUUUCUUUCUUUCUUUCUUUCUUUCUUUCUUUCUUCCUUUUGUUCGUUCUUUCUUUCUUUCUUUCUUUCUUUCUUUCUUUUUUCUUUCUUUCUUCUUCUAUAG
Molecule: messenger RNA, 1161 nt
Organism: Acanthosepion pharaonis
Lineage: Eukaryota; Metazoa; Mollusca; Cephalopoda; Sepiida; Sepiidae
Source: the annotation of a GenBank genome assembly